Trichechus manatus latirostris (Florida manatee) is the source of this 879-nucleotide messenger RNA. It is a transcript of the gene FOXE3, whose product is annotated as forkhead box E3. The transcript has 3 exons. Gene Ontology annotation, biological process: cell differentiation; regulation of transcription by RNA polymerase II; anatomical structure morphogenesis. Gene Ontology annotation, molecular function: DNA-binding transcription factor activity, RNA polymerase II-specific; RNA polymerase II cis-regulatory region sequence-specific DNA binding. NCBI's taxonomy places the organism in Eukaryota, Metazoa, Chordata, Mammalia, Sirenia, Trichechidae. The record is from RefSeq and is a predicted model, not a curated record. Bases 1 to 879 code for a protein of 292 amino acids.
AUGUCUAAAAAUAGGAAGGCAGGCGAGCCUAACACCAACCAGACGGCGGAAGAGCAGCCCAGGCAGGCCUGGGAAGAGCGUCAACACUGCCCCGCUUGGAAGCGGAGGUUGAGGUCCGAACCCUCUCCCCUGGUGGUGGCGGCCGGUGUCCAUAUAAGGCGGGUCAGCGGUCCCUGCUCUCGGAGCCGCGCGGGCAGGGGCUGCCGAAUCCCGACUACUGGGCACAGCCACAUGGAUCCUCCCGCCGCUUUCUCUGGCUUCCCAGCACUGCCCUCGGUCGCGCCGUCGGGGCCGCCGCCGUCGCCACUCGCUGGAGCCGAGCCGAGGCCGGAGCCCGAGGAGGCGGCCGCGGGCCGCGGAGAGACGGAGUCCGCGCCGGGCCCUGGGCGGCGGCGGCGGCGGCCCCUGCAGCGCGGGAAGCCACCCUACUCUUACAUCGCGCUCAUCGCCAUGGCGUUGGCGCACGCCCCGGGCCGCCGCCUCACGCUGGCCGCCAUCUACCGCUUCAUCACCGAGCGCUUUGCCUUCUACCGCGACAGCUCGCGCAAAUGGCAGAACAGCAUCCGCCACAACCUAACGCUCAACGACUGCUUCGUCAAGGUGCCCCGCGAGCCGGGCAACCCGGGCAAGGGCAACUACUGGACCCUCGACCCGGCAGCCGCCGAUAUGUUCGACAACGGCAGCUUCCUGCGGCGCCGCAAGCGCUUCAAGCGCGCGGAGCUGCCUGCCCUGCCCGCCGCGCCGCCGGGGCCCGGCCCGCUUCCCGCAGAGCCGCUGUUGGCCUUGGCCGGGCCGGCGGCCGCGCUCGGCCCGCUCAGCCCGGGAGGGCCUUACCUGAGGCAGCCGGGCUUCGCGCCGGGGCUGGAGCGCUACCUGUGA